GGAGCUUGCCGUCCGUGGACUCCGGGCGGCCGGCCACGCCGACCGGGCGGCGGCAGCCCGAGCCGUGCCGGGCCCCGGGGGCGCCCGGGCCCGGGCCGCAGAGGCGGAGCGACGAGAGCCCGCCGCCGCGCAGCGGCCGCCUGUCCUUCAACAGCCUCUCGUCCGAUGGCUCGGCCGGCAGGGUCCUCAGCAGGAACAGCCUGGACACCUGGGACUGCGACGGCGGCUCGUACUCCGUCGCCGGCUUCAUCCGGCCGUUGACGUCUUCGGCGGCCAUCAAGAAGCAGCACCUCGACCUCGGGCGGAUCGCGAGCCACAUCUUCACGCUGACGGAGAACGUUAACGCUGGGCUCGACGCCGCCUCCGUGGAACAGCGGACCCAUUGGAACUGCAGCCGCCGCUGUGCGUGCUGCAAGCGGUGUCCGGGUCUCUCGCGCUACGGGCCAUGGUGGAAUCACCUGCAGGGGGUCUGCAAGAGGCUCGGGGGCAACGGGCUGUUCACAACUUUUUUUCUGGUGUUGACGCUCUACGUGCUGUUCGCCCCAGACGUCUUGGAUCUCGUCCGUCGGGAAUAUCUCGACUACCCGUUCCUCGUGAUAAACACUGUGGUCUUCGGCCUCUUCGCGUUCGAGCUCAUCGUGCUCAUCGUGGGUAACAGGAGCUACGGGACGUCGGCCUUCGUUGUCCUCGACAUCGUCUGCCUGGCCAGUCUGCUGACUGACACGUUGCUGGUGAAGGGAUACGACCUGGGAGUCCUGCUGAGCCAGGACAACGCGCGCCUGUCGCGCGUGGCCCGGUCCUCCAGGACGGUCCGCCUGGUCCGGCUGGUCCGGCUGGCGAGAGUCGCCCGCAUGCUCCCGAAGAUCCUCAUGUUCCUGAGGACGCAGAACCUCCAGCUCGGCCAGCAGGUCCUCCUGCGGAGGCUCUGGCGGGGCUUCUUCGUGCUGGACGCCGACAAGGACGGCCUCAUCUCCGAGUUCGAUCUGAAGGUGUUCUACCUCAUCGCCCUGAGGGAGUGCCCAGAGAUGCUGCAGCACACGCCGGCCCAGCUGUUGAGCCUCGACAAGGAGCACAUCGAGAAGAGCGUCGUCACGGACCCCGACUCGCAGGAGGACGACACCGAGGGCACUCUGGACUUCCAGAAGUUCAGUCAGAUCAUGCUGAGCACGCGCCUCGGCAAGGACCUCAUGAACUAUCACGUUGAGGACCUGGAAAUGGGGGAGGGCGUCUGGUCACUGACGCAAAAGCUGAGCGACAGCACCGCCAUGAAGGUCUGCGCCUGCGUACUCUGCCUCCUGGUCACAGUCUCCCUGCUGGAGAUCGACGCGGUGGACGCGGGUCCCCUCGUCGGGCUGGCGCAGCUCGACCACGUGGUCAGAUCAGAGGCGCGGCUCGGCGCCCUGAACUUCGACUAUCUGUGCAGCCAGAUCAACACCUUCUGGGACAGAGCUGGUGUGCUCUUCUUGCACCUCGACGGCAAGUCCUUCGAGAGCGGCUGCUGCGACUCCUGCUACACCAACGCAACAGCUAACGCGGCGAUCGAUUCGAUUAACGAGAAAAUAAGGACCUCUCGGCUCCGGCCCACGGACAUGGACUCCAUCUGCCUGGUCGGCGGCACCGCCGACGUCUGCUCGGCGACGGGCAUCGACGGGGUAAGUAGCCUGGCGUUGCUAGACAUGUCGAGCCGGGUGCACGAGUACGCCGCGUGGUCCAUCGUCACGACGGUAACCAUGCUCUUCUUGCUGCUGUGCUUCGUCUUCGUCCUGAACAGGAAGAUCACGAGCUUCACCAGGACGAUCCUGCAGCCGCUGCGAUGGCUGGUGGACGACAUGCAGGCCCUGUCCUCUCUGGAGCUCCUCGCCAUGGACAAGGAUAUGCCUGGCGGGGCGGUCGUCAGAGGGGUGGAGGAGCUCAGUCAUCUGCAGUCUGCCUUCCAGUCGAUGCAGAGCGCCCUCCGCGGCUGGUCCAUGUUCGUGCCCCCCAUGGUGGUACAGCGGCUCUUUAGCUCAGGCAUCGAGGCGGGUAUCGGCGUGAACAAGUGCCACGUCACUAUCCUCUUCUGCGAUGUCGUGAAGUUUGAUGAGAUGUGCAUCGGCCUCGAGCCGAACGAGAUCAUCGAUCUGCUGUCGACCGUCGGGAACUUCGUCGCCGAGGCGAUCCAGCAGAAGGCCGGCACGCUGCUGGAGUUUAUUGGCGACGAGACUGUGUCGGUGUUUAACGUGCCUGUCCGUGUGAAGGAUCACUACCUGGCAGGGCUUGAGGCCACGAGGGAGAUCCACCGGGUUAUAGACAGCCAUAACCCGUUCAUCUCGCACGAGGGGAAGGAAGUGGAGAUCAAGUGCCGCUGCGGGGUUCACACGGCCCGCUUGCUGGCUGGCAACAUCGGCUCGCCGCAGCGUAUCAAGUAUGGGCUUCUCGGGGAUGGCAUCAACCUUGCCGCCCGCCUCAAGGGCCUCAACUCGCGCUACGGCACCAGAACGCUUGUCAGCGACAACACUAUGCAGGCGCUCAAGGCGGUGAUGCAUUCAAUGCACUACCGCCCGGUCGACGUGGUGGCCGUGAAGGGGAAGGUAAAGGGCACGCCUGUCUAUGAGGCCUUACCGUUGUAUGUAAACGAGGACAGCCAGAAGCUGCUGGCAUGCGAGAAGCAUCAGAAGGCUUUCGAGCUGUACCAGCAGCGGAGGUUCCACGACGCCGCCGAGCUCUUCCAGGAAGUCGAGAACACCUUCGUGGCAUCCGGGUGCAGCAAGGACCUCGCCAGCCGCAUUCUCCGCAAGCGAUGCCUGGCGUACAUGAGAGACCCGCCGCCAGAGGACUGGGACGGCGUGGAUCGGCUCAAGAUGAAGACGUUCGAUGUGGACGACGACGAGGCGGAAGCGGCGCAGGAGGGCGACGGCGGCGGGGCGGAAGCGGCGGCCAAUGCCGACGGGAUCGUCGAGGCGGCCUCGCGCGACGUGAACCGCAGCAUGUGGUGCUGGUCCUCCUAGCCUCAGGAGGGGAGACAACCCACAAACACAAGUAAUCUUCGACUCCCAGGAAGAUAGGGGGACGCCUGGGAAGGGUGGGGGG
Messenger RNA from Prorocentrum cordatum, 3069 nucleotides. Lineage: Eukaryota; Dinophyceae; Prorocentrales; Prorocentraceae. The record is from the annotation of a GenBank genome assembly.